AUGAGAAAAUUGCAAAAACAAAUUGAGAAGUUUUUGUGCGAUAACCAAAACGAAAAUUCUUCAAGUGAUCGAGAUAUACAAUCAGCUAGAAAUAUGCCAGAAUUAGUGGAUGUACACGCUGAAAAUGCACAUAAAAAUGAGAACAUGAAUUCUCAACGGACAGCGGCGAAUUCAAGCGGGGUGGCAGAUGAUACAGAGUUGCUCAAUUUUAUGGGAGAAGAUUCAUCUAUGAUUUUAAAAAAGGGGAAUCCAGUACACGAGGGUAUUGUAUCAAGAUUAAAGCAUAUUUUUACUAAGGCUCUCGAAAAAGACAACAAAGAAGAAAUAUUGACAAAAUAUCCCCCUCCAAUAAUUUUUAAUUAUAUAUUAUAA
Psylliodes chrysocephalus is the source of this 372-nucleotide messenger RNA. The record is from the annotation of a GenBank genome assembly. NCBI's taxonomy places the organism in Eukaryota, Metazoa, Arthropoda, Insecta, Coleoptera, Chrysomelidae.